CGAUAUUUAUUGAUGGUAUUGCGAUCCGCGAUCCAGAUUUCAAAAUUUUUAGAAAUUUUGCAAUAUGGAUAACGAUUCAUCAAUACUGCAUGCUAAAGCGUCAAUAAAUAUCGCUGUACUUGGAUCACGUCAAUAAAUACUGACCGUGUGUCAGUGCCCUAUGUGGAUCGGCCUUUACAAUCGGCAAAAUAUCGGUAUGAUACGAUAUUUUUUGUCUAUUAAAACAGACUAUCGCACCUUAAGAAAAACUAAUUCAUUUGUGAAAAUUAAUAUUAUCUCACCUUGGUUGCUAAACUGAAAUGGAUUCAAAAUGUGUUCAAGAAUAAAAUGACUUUUGCAUUCCAAGAUAAUGAAUUUACAUAGAUUUACAGUUUCUGUUUUGCUUAAUCAGCAUUUUAUUAAAACCUUCGCUGCUUUGCUGUUAAAUUAGUGACGAAAAACAAUAACUUCAGAAUGUCUGAUUGGGAAGAAGAAAGCUGGGAUGAUGGAGGCCAAACUGGCACUAAGAAGCAUGAGGCCUAUAAUAGCCAGAAUAACUCAUUUUCCAAAGGGAGUGACAAAGCCCAGCGGUACCGUGACAGCCACAAUCGAGGGAGUGAUCGCUAUCCACAUGACGGGGAAAAACGUGGUCAAAACGAUCAAAGGCAUAAGUAUAGUGAAUCUAUCAAUAUUCCAUCGGACUGUGUUGGUCUCGUCAUUGGUCGAGCUGGUUCGAAUAUUCAACGUGUACAAAAUGACUUCAACGUCCGAGUAGAUCUUGACAAAAGGAGCGGCACAGCAACGAUUAGUGGAAAUAGCGAGCAAGAUGUUCAAGAUGCAUACAAUUAUAUAAAGGAUCAAUUGGAAUCAAAUAAUAAUAAACGAGGGGGCGGUGGUGGCAAUUAUCAAGCCAAUAAUGGCAAAGGCGGCGGAAGGUCAAAUUCCAUAUAUAAUUUUCAACUAAAGGAAACGAAACAGAGUGGUUACUAUGAGGAUAGAUCGGAAAAACCAUACGAUGAGGAAGACAAAGUUCAGUCAGGUUUUACCGGAGUUAUCGAUUGGGAUGCCCUGAAUAAAAAAGCGGAAGAAGAACGUGCAUUACGCUGGGCUAAGUGCCCACCCCUGACAAAAAAUUUCUAUAAUGAAGAUCCGGAAGUAACAAACCUUAUGCCAGAAGAAGUCGAACGCAUCCGAGAAGAAAGUAAUCAUAUCACCGUAUCUCGAGUAUUCAAGCAAGACGACGUUCCUGAAAACAUUCCGAAUCCUAUUUGGAAGUUCGAGCAAUGCUUUGCUGCUUACCCUGACUUGAUGGAGGAAAUUUACAAACAGGAUUUUGUAAAGCCUUCGCCCAUACAGUCACAAGCUUGGCCAAUUCUCUUGAAAGGUGAAGAUAUGAUUGGCAUCGCACAAACUGGUACCGGCAAAACAUUGGCUUUCUUGUUGCCCGCUAUGAUUCACACUGAGUACCAAAGCACACCGCGUACGCAGCGUGGGGGGCCUAAUGUAUUGGUGCUUGCGCCAACACGAGAACUGGCUUUACAAAUUGAAAAAGAAGUCAAUAAAUAUUCGUUUCGUGGCAUGAAAGCUGUGUGCGUAUAUGGGGGUGGAAAUCGGCGAGAACAAAUAAGCAACGUGCAGGGUGGAGUUGAAAUUAUUAUUUGCACUCCAGGACGACUGAACGAUCUCAUUGAAGCUUCUAUUAUCAACGUAUCUAGUAUAACUUAUUUGGUUUUGGAUGAAGCUGAUCGCAUGUUAGAUAUGGGGUUUGAACCACAAAUUCGUAAAGUAUUGUUGGACAUCCGACCUGAUAGGCAAACUGUGAUGACCAGUGCCACGUGGCCACCCGGCGUGAGGCGCUUAGCUCAAAGCUACAUGAGCAAUCCAAUACAAGUAUGCGUAGGUUCACUAGAUUUGGCAGCGACACACACGGUUAAACAAAUUAUCGAAAUAAUGGAUGACGGGGAUAAGUUUUUUGCGAUUCAGCAAUUUGUAAGAAAUAUGAAAAAGAAUGACAAAGCUAUAGUCUUUUGCGGGAAGAAAACUCGCGCUGACGAUUUGUCCAGUGAUUUGACGCUGGAGGGUGUUUUAUGCACAUGCAUACAUGGCUCUAGAGAACAGGCUGAUCGAGAACAGGCCAUUGCUGACAUAAGUUCGGGACAAGUAAGGUUGUUGAUAGCAACAGACGUCGCUUCUAGGGGACUAGAUAUUGAUGACAUUACACAUGUAGUGAAUUUCGAUUUUCCUCGCAAUAUUGAGGAAUAUGUACAUCGUGUAGGGCGUACCGGACGCGCUGGCCGCACUGGAACUUCCAUCAGUUUUAUUACUCGGAAUGACUGGGGUGUUGCUAAAGAACUUAUAAGUAUAUUAGAAGAAGCUGGCCAGGAAGUACCGGAUGAUCUUCGAGAUAUGGCAGAUCGUUUCAAGGCAAUGAAGGAUCGACGUGCAAAUGAGAUGUCAAAGUUUAAUAAUAACUUUCGUGAUCGCAAUGCCGGCGAAAGGCGGGGCUCUCGCGGCGGAAGUGGAAGCGGUCGAGGACGCCGCGAUCGUUAUUAAAUCUUCAAAUUAAAAUUUCGAAUGUUAAAAUGCCGAAAAGAAAUUCGAUGCGCAACCCACUUAGUACGAAUUGUUCCUUGAAGUCUUUAAAAACAAAAAUAUGUACCUAUAUAUCUACAUAUUUUCUGACGUAAUUAACUAAAAAACUUGAAUUAUUUUAUAUUUGUAUAUGAACAUAAAACAGUUUUAUGUUACUAAUAAUAUCCUAUGUUCCCAUAUUUGAAUAUUAAUAACUUCUUAUUUAAUGUUCAAAAGAUAUUAUCGUCAUUAAAAGCACGAACCGCAAAACAA
Molecule: messenger RNA, 2823 nt
Organism: Rhagoletis zephyria (snowberry fruit fly)
Lineage: Eukaryota; Metazoa; Arthropoda; Insecta; Diptera; Tephritidae
Product: probable ATP-dependent RNA helicase DDX43
Molecular function (GO): RNA binding; ATP binding
Source: RefSeq, a predicted model, not a curated record